Pistacia vera is the source of this 1409-nucleotide messenger RNA. Its product is annotated as auxilin-related protein 2-like. The coding region runs from base 1 to 1182 and encodes 393 amino acids. Gene Ontology annotation, biological process: clathrin-dependent endocytosis; clathrin coat disassembly. Lineage: Eukaryota; Viridiplantae; Streptophyta; Magnoliopsida; Sapindales; Anacardiaceae. The record is from RefSeq and is a predicted model, not a curated record. Gene Ontology annotation, molecular function: clathrin binding. The transcript is spliced from 8 exons. Gene Ontology annotation, cellular component: intracellular membrane-bounded organelle; cytoplasm; vesicle.
AUGACUGAAAGUGGUGGCCGGUGGUCACCGCAAANGGAAAAGGAACGUCUUAGGAGGAUAGAAGAAGAGAGGGAGAGAGAACUGGAAAAGGAACGUCUUAGGAGGAUAGAAGAAGAGAGGGAGAGAGAACUGGAAAAGGAACGUCUUAGGAGGAGAGAAGAAGAGAGGGAGAGAGAACUGGAAAGGGAACGUCUUAGGAGGAGAGAAGAAGAGAGGGAGAGAGAACUGGAAAAGGAACGUCUUAGGAGGAUAGAAGAAGAGAGGGAGAGAGAGAGGGAGAGAGAGAAAGAUAGGAUGGCUGUCGACAUAGCAAUCCUUGAAGCUCGUGGGAGGGCAGAAAGAUCUGCUUUGGAGAGAGCAACUGCUGAAGCUCGACAAAGAGCUUUGGCAGAGGCCCGGGAGAGAUUGGAGAAGGCUUGUGCGGAGGCUAAGGAGAAAUCAUUAGCCGAGAAGGCAUCUAUGGAGGCUAGACUGAGGGCAGAGCGUGCUGCUGUAGAGAGAGCAACUGCUGAGGCUCGAGAGCGUGCUGUGGAGAAAGCAAUGGCAGACAGGGCUGCUUUUGAGGCGAGAGAACGUGGAACUUUUCCAGAUAAGUUUUCUGCUUCUUCCAGAAACAGUACACUGAGACCAAUUUCAUCCAAUGAUCUACAGGAUCAUAAAUAUCAGAGUGCCGGCUUUAGUGGUUCAAGAUAUCCAUAUUCUUCAGCUUAUGUUGCUUCAUAUAAUACUGAGAGAUCUGAAGGGACUGAAGGUGAAACAGCUCAGAGGUGUAAAGCUAGACUAGAAAGGCAUCGCCGUACUGCUGAACGUGCGGCAAAAGCUCUUGCAGAGAAGAAUAUGCGUGAUCUUCUUGCUCAAAGAGAGCAAGCUGAAAGAAAUAGACUAGCUGAAACACUGGAUGCUGAUGUCAAGAGGUGGUCAAGCGGAAAGGAAGGCAACCUACGAGCUUUGCUUUCAACAUUGCAAUAUAUCCUUGGGCCUGAUAGUGGUUGGCAUCCCAUUCCAUUGACUGAAGUUAUAACUUCUGCUGCUGUAAAGAAAGCUUACAGGAAAGCCACUCUUUGCGUUCACCCUGACAAAUUACAACAAAGAGGUGCAAGUAUCCAGCAGAAGUACAUUUGCGAGAAGGUCUUUGAUCUUCUCAAGGAAGCUUGGAACAAAUUCAACUCAGAAGAGCGGUAGGUCAAACUUAGUGUAUAUGCUGAACGCAUAUUUACACUCAUCCUGUAAAUUUAUGCUGCUUGUAAGUAAUAUCGAUCAUGUCUAUUUGAUAAUUCUAGUCAUCUAUGUAGUUGGUAAAUCUAGGCUAAGCUAAGCUAAGCUUAAAGAAAUAGGUAUGAAACAGAUAUUAGCUAAAAGAAAAUGGCUAUAUUCAUUCAAAUAUAUGGGCUAUUUAUUUAUUCUGCUAA